Castor canadensis (American beaver) is the source of this 1272-nucleotide messenger RNA. It is a transcript of the gene Bud23, whose product is annotated as BUD23 rRNA methyltransferase and ribosome maturation factor. The record is from RefSeq and is a predicted model, not a curated record. Gene Ontology annotation, cellular component: nucleolus. Gene Ontology annotation, molecular function: rRNA (guanine) methyltransferase activity. NCBI's taxonomy places the organism in Eukaryota, Metazoa, Chordata, Mammalia, Rodentia, Castoridae. Gene Ontology annotation, biological process: rRNA (guanine-N7)-methylation.
CGCUGACCGGCGUGCUGCUCAGCCCCGAGAAUGGCGUGUCGCAGCCGGAGACCGGAGCACAGCGGUCCCCCGGAGCUGUUUUACGACCAGAAUGAAGCCCGGAAAUACGUUCGCAAGUGAGCAGAGCCUGGAUAUUGCGCGGCAUCGGGGGACGGGAACCCGCAAGUUACUCCGAUUGCGGGCACUUAGCAUGGAAAGCAUGUAGAAAUUGGUGUUGGGCCAAAGGAGGGACCUGGACUAAUGUUCUUUCUGCCCCUGGUUAAGGAGCUUUGAACCGGAGAGCCGAGCAGUCAAGUAGGGUCUCACGGAUGAUUGAUAUCCAGACCAAGAUGACGGGGCGAGCCUUAGAGCUCCUUUGUCUUCCUGAGGGUCAGCCCUGCUAUCUGUUGGAUAUUGGCUGUGGGUCUGGACUGAGUGGAGAUUAUCUCUCGGAGGAGGGGCACUAUUGGGUGGGCAUUGACAUCAGCCCGGCCAUGCUAGAUGCAGCCUUGGACCGUGACACAGAGGGAGACCUGCUUCUGGGGGACAUGGGCCAGGGAAUCCCUUUUAGACCAGGUUCCUUUGAUGGUUGUAUCAGCAUCUCUGCUGUCCAGUGGCUCUGUAAUGCCAACAGGAAAUCCGACAUCCCUGCCAAGCGCCUCUACUGCUUUUUUUCUUCUCUUUAUUCCGCUCUUGUCCAAGGGGCCCGAGCUGUCCUGCAGCUGUAUCCUGAAAACUCAGAGCAGUUGGAGCUGAUCACGACCCAAGCCACCAGGGCUGGCUUCACUGGUGGUGUGGUGGUGGACUACCCCAAUAGUGCCAAAGCAAAGAAGUUCUACCUCUGCCUGUUUUCUGGGCCUUCGACCUUUCUUCCAAAGGGGCUGACUGAAAAUCAGGAUGCAAAGCAGGCCACUGAGUCUCCAUUCACUAAUGAGAGAGUUCCAUACAAGAGGGCGCGACGGAGUGUGGUGAGGAAGAGCCGCGAGUGGGUGCUGGAGAAGAAGGAGCGGCGCAGGCGCCAGGGCAAGGAGGUCAGACCCGACACUCAGUAUACUGGCCGCAAGCGCAAGCCCCGCUUCUGAGCCGAGCCGUGUCCAGUCCAGUGGGACAGCCCUACGGUCACCCCAGGAUGGGAGCUGUGCCGUCCCGCCCAGGUUCCUGCCUCUAGGGACUCUUCUGUGUUGAUGCUUCUGUGGUACUUUAGAGAAGUUCUAAAGUCCCCAAAGUAUCUUUUCCACUACAAAUUUCCAAGGACAUUUUAUUUUGUGAAAGGAAUAAAUGACUUUGUGGGGA